AUGCCAGGUGUAACCACAGCGUCGGCAUUGACAUCAUCGAUACAUUACCAGCCAUUCCGAUACCCGCCACCAUCACAGCCAUCAAGUUGCUCAGAGGAAAUUGAUGACCUAGCAUCCUCCUAUCUUGCCAUCACUGAAUUUCUUUUCAAGGAGUCGGGGGAAUCAGGGGGGAAUCAUUCAAAAAGUAACGUUUCCACACCACCACCACCACAAGAACAGCAACAGCUAUCAAUCAGAAAGCAAGUAUGUUGUAAAGGUGAUCAAACGAUGCGUGAUCUUGAUGAUGUUAUGGUGGCAGUAUCAGCAAAGAAACGUUCGAAUGGAAGAGAUGCUAGCAUGGAUGCUGCCGACAGCUAUUUAAGACCUAUUUUGGCACCACGUGAAAAAGUCGUAGCAGCAGCAGGACAUCAAGUGGAUAAUGAUGGCAACGAUGAAGAACGACAGCGACCCAUGUCUUGGCCACCUGCAACAAGGACUCCGUCUUUAUCAUCCAUGCAUUUCAAUGAUGACCGAAAGUCUACCGCAGUGGAUAUUAGAAUGUCUCCUCCUCCUUCCUCAAAGUCAUCCACCACCUCCUCCUUAUCUGCCACCACAACGACAGCACUUGCCUCUGUAUUAGAUGGCAUGAAAAGGGAUGAGACGUUUGAUCGACAUGUUACAGGGGCACCAAAAACAGCAUCAUCUGGCCAUGAUGAUGGUGGUGGUCAGCAGUUGCCAUCCUCAUCAAUAUGCAUCAUCCGAAAUGACUACGAUGCCAUAUUGCAUUAUCCCUCAUCAUCAUCAUUGAAUAUAAAUAAUCCAUCAAGAAUGAGUGAUGAUGCCAUUGAUCCUUUGUAUGGGAUUUUACGGAGCAUUUACCAUGCUGAGAAACAAAUGAUACGUCGAAUGGAAGCACGUCAAUCAUCUACAACAACAACAACAUCCAGCAAUGAAACAGCAGCACGUUCUUCUCCGCCAAGAGAUCGACGGGGAUUACGUAGGUCGCUUUCAAAUCUUGUUCUCACGUGCAAGGGUAAUGAGAAGAACAAGAAGAAUUCUUGGUGGCUAAAGUCAGUGAUUCGUGGGAGAUUUGCUCAGGAUAAACAAAGCAAUGAUGAAUAUCCACCACGCUUUUCCCUAUCGAGACGUUUGUUGGCUUCGUUACCAGGAACCAAAACAACACGACUAGCAACCCUUGUUUCACGUUCAAGAAGCGAUCUGCAACAACAACAACCACCAAGUUUACCUGUCCACAUGCAACAAUCUGUGUAUCGCAUGUCCCAUCUCAAGUUAGCUAAUCCACAACGCCCAUUACUUCAACAAGUGAUGAUUUCGAAUUUCAUGCAUUGGUGUCUUGCAGUUCAACCAUGGUAA
This is a messenger RNA of Lichtheimia ornata, 1353 nucleotides long. RefSeq lists its product as uncharacterized. The transcript has 2 exons. Gene Ontology annotation, cellular component: cytoplasm; cell septum. The record is from RefSeq and is a predicted model, not a curated record. Bases 1 to 1353 code for a protein of 450 amino acids. NCBI's taxonomy places the organism in Eukaryota, Fungi, Mucoromycota, Mucoromycetes, Mucorales, Lichtheimiaceae. Gene Ontology annotation, biological process: positive regulation of G2/M transition of mitotic cell cycle; establishment of cell polarity.